CAUCAUGACAGCAAACUGCAGCUUGGAAGUUGAACUAGUUUGUACUUUCCAUAGCUUCUGCGUAGAAAAGGCUCUUUUCUCUGGAUCACUGGCAUGGUGUUUACUUUGAUCCCAAGAACAGGUUUUCUCAGGUUUUUCAGUUUUCUGGCUAACAAUGCAGGCAAGAACAAACAGAAGUAUAAAAAAAGAGCUUGUUAUAGCCUCUCCGCAACAGUACAGGGAUGCAGCUCAGUGUGAAGUAGAAGUGGACAGUCCUGUGGAAGUGCUGGCAAAACCAAAAGUAAUUGAACCAAUAGACUAUGAAAAUGUCAUCGUCCAAAGGAAAACACAAAUUAUAAAUGAUGCUCUACGUGAGAUGCUUCUUUUCCCUUACGAUGACUUUCAGACAGCAUUACUGAAACGUCAGAGUCGAUAUAUAUGCUCUACAGUUCCUGAUAAUGCAGAGAAGGAAGCUCACAGUUUGUUUGUAACUGAGUGCAUCAAAACUUACAAUUCAGACUGGCAUGUUGUUAACUAUAAAUAUGAAGACUACUCAGGAGAGUUUCGUCAGCUUCCAACCAAAGGGACCAAAUCAGACAAACUUCCAGUUCAUGUAUAUGAAGUUGAUGAAGAAGCAGAUAAAGAUGAGGAUGCAGCAUCUCUAGGAUCUCAAAAGGGCGGGAUAACAAAACAAGGAUGGCUGUACAAAGGCAAUAUGAAUAGUGCAAUCAGUGUAACAAUGAGGUCAUUUAAAAGAAGAUUUUUCCAUUUAAUCCAACUUGGCGAUGGAUCAUAUAAUCUCAAUUUCUACAAAGAUGAAAAAAUAUCUAAAGAGCCAAAAGGAUCGAUAUUUCUGGAUUCUUGUAUGGGUGUCGUUCAGAACAGCCGAGUCAGGCGUUUUGCUUUUGAACUCAAGAUGCAAGACAAGAGUAGUUAUCUUUUAGCUGCAGACAGUGAACUGGAAAUGGAAGAAUGGAUAACCACUUUAAACAAAAUUCUCCAACUAAACUUUGAAGCUGCGAUGCAAGAGAAAAGAAAUGGAGAAUCUCAUGAGGAUGAUGAACAAAACAAAAUGGAAAGCUCUUCAUCCAGUUUAGACAGCUACUUCCCUGAAAUAACCAAGAGUACCAGAGAAGCAGAAAUCAAAUUAAAAAGUGAAAGCAGAGUUAAACUUUUUGGCUUGGAUCCAGACGCCCAGAAACUUGACUUUUCGGGCAUUGAACCAGAAGUCAAGCCAUUUGAAGAGAAGUUUGGGAAAAAGAUUCUAGUGAAGUGUAAUGAUUUAUCUUUCAAUCUGCAAAGCUGUGUUGCUGAAAAUGAAGAGGGACCAACAACAAAUGUAGAACCUUUCUUUGUCACAUUGUCACUGUUUGAUAUAAAAAACAAUCAGAAGAUUUCAGCAGACUUUCACGUUGAUUUGAAUCACAUCUCAGUGAGGCACAUGAUAUCAAAUAUGCCAGAGCAACUGAUGAAUGGCAGUGACGAUUGUUUACACAGGGUUCAAGACAUUAUUCAUGAGACCAUGUUGCAGUAUCCAAAGCAGGGAAUAUUCUCAAUCACGUGUCCACAUCCCGAGAUAUUUCUUGUGGCUAGAAUAGAAAAAGUAUUGCAGGGAAGUAUUACCCAUUGUGCUGAGCCAUACAUGAAAAGUACAGAUUCUUCUAAGGUUGCACAGAAAGUAUUGAAGAAUGCCAAGCAAGCAUGUCAAAGACUAGGUCAAUAUAGAAUGCCAUUUGCCUGGGCAGCUAGGACAUUGUUUAAAGAUGCAUCAGGAACCCUGGACAAAAGUGCAAGGUUUUCUGCUCUCUACAGACAAGACAGUAAUAAACUCUCAAAUGAAGACAUGCUUAAGCUGCUAGCAGAUUUCAGAAAACCUGAAAAGAUGGCCAAGCUGCCCGUUAUUUUAGGAAAUCUAGAUGUAACAAUUGAUAAUGUCUCUCCAGAUUUUCCAAAUUAUGUUAACUCAUCAUACAUUCCCAUGAGACAGUUUGAAAACAGUACCAAGACAGUAAUAACAUUUGAAAUAGAGGAAUUUGUUCCAUGUAUACCCAAACAUACUCAGCCUUUCACUAUCUACAACAAUCAUCUGUACGUCUAUCCAAAGUACUUGAAAUAUGACAGUCAGAAGUCAUUUGCAAAGGCUAGAAAUAUUGCUGUAUGCAUUGAGUUCAAAGACUCGGAUGAAGAGGAUUCUCUGCCUUUAAAGUGCAUAUACGGUAGACCAGGUGGGCCAAUAUUUACAAGGAGUGCAUUUGCCACUGUUUUGCAUCAUCACCAAAACCCAGAGUUUUACGAUGAGAUUAAAAUAGAAUUGCCUACACAGCUACAUGAAAAACAUCAUUUGUUGUUCACAUUCUACCAUGUCAGCUGUGAUAAUUCAAGCAAAGGGAGUACCAAGAAGAGAGAUGUUGUUGAAACACAAGUUGGCUAUUCUUGGCUUCCACUCCUAAAAGAUGGGAGAGUAGUGACAAAUGAGCAGCAUAUUCCUGUAUCAGCAAACCUUCCUUCAGGCUAUCUUAGUUAUCAGGAUGUUGGGAUUGGCAAGCAUUCCGGUCCUGAAAUUAAAUGGGUAGAUGGAGGUAAACCACUGUUAAAAAUUUGCACUCAUCUAGUUUCUACUGUGUAUACACAGGACCAGCACUUACACAAUUUUUUUCAGUACUGUCAGAAAACUGAGUCUGGAGCUCAGGGACUAGGAACUGAUCUCGUAAAGUAUCUUAAGAGUCUUCAUGCUAUGGAAGGUCAUGUGAUGAUAGCUUUCCUCCCUACCAUUCUAAACCAAUUGUUUCGAGUUCUCACCAGAACUAGUCAAGAGGAAGUUGCAGUCAAUGUGACCAGGGUUAUUAUCCAUAUUGUUGCCCAAUGCCAUGAAGAAGGGCUGGAUAGCUACCUGAGGUCAUAUGUCAAGUAUGCGUAUAAAGCUGAGCCUUACUUUGCUUCUGAAUACAAGACAGUACAUGAAGAGCUGACCAAAUCCAUGACAACAAUUUUAAAACCAUCUGCUGACUUUCUUACAAGCAACAAGCUCCUUAAGUAUUCUUGGUUUUUCUUCGAAGUUCUGAUAAAAUCAAUGGCCCAGCAUUUGAUAGAAAACUCUAAAGUUAAGUUGUUACGAAACCAGAGAUUUCCUGCUUCUUUUCAUCAUGCAGUAGAAACAGUUGUUAAUAUGUUAAUGCCACACAUCACUCAGAAGUACAGAGACAACCCAGAAGCUUCCAAAAAUGCAAACCAUAGCCUUGCAGUCUUUAUAAAGAGAUGUUUCACCUUCAUGGAUAGGGGUUUUGUAUUUAAGCAAAUUAAUAACUACAUCAGCUGCUUUGCUCCAGGAGAGCCAAAGACCCUUUUUGAAUUCAAAUUUGAAUUUCUCCGGGUGGUAUGUAAUCAUGAACACUACAUCCCAUUGAAUCUACCUAUGCCCUUUGGAAAAGGCAGGAUUCAGAGAUACCAAGACCUUCAGCUUGACUAUUCAUUAACAGAUGAGUUUUGCAAGAAUCAUUUCUUAGUAGGACUACUCCUGAGGGAGGUGGGAAAUGCAUUACAAGAGUUCAGAGACAUCCGGCAGAUUGCAAUUAGUGUGCUCAAGAACUUGAUGAUAAAGCAUUCUUUUGAUGAUAGAUAUGCUUCCAGGAGCCACCAAGCAAGAAUAGCUACUUUGUAUCUGCCAUUGUUUGGAUUGCUAGUAGAAAAUGUUCAGCGAAUCAAUGUCAAAGAUGUGUCUCCUUUUCCUGUUAAUCCUUCCAGCAGUAGCGCAAAAGAUGAAUCACUCAGUUUGCCUACUGCAAAUCCUGUAGUAACACCACAAAAAUCAGGAAACACAUUGGAUAACAGCCUUCACAAAGAUCUGUUUGGUGUUAUUUCUGGCAUUGCUUCCCCGUAUACCUCUUCAACUCCAAAUAUCAACUGUGUAAGAAAUGCUGACUCCAGAGGCUCUCUUAUAAGUACAGAUUCAGGAAACAGUCUCCCAGAAAGGCAUAGUGACAAGAGUAAUUCUCUUGACAAGAACCAACAGAGUGGCACUUUAGGAAGUUCUUUAAUUCGCUGUGACAAACUUGAUCAAGCAGAGAUCAAAAGUCUGCUCAUGUGUUUCCUUCACAUUUUAAGAAGCAUGUCGGAUGAUGUUUUGUUUACAUAUUGGAACAGGGCUGCAACAUCUGAGCUUAUGGAUUUUUUCACAAUCACAGAAGUGUGCUUGCAUCAGUUCCAGUACAUGGGGAAACGAUAUAUAGCCAGGAACCAGGAGGGGUUGGGAUCCAUAGUUCAUGAUCGAAAAUCUCAGACAUUGCCUGUUUCCCGUAACAGAACAGGAAUGAUGCAUGCCAGAUUGCAGCAGCUGAGCAGCCUGGAUAACUCUCUCACUUUUAACCACAGCUAUGGCCAUUCAGAUGCAGAUGUCCUUCACCAAUCUUUACUUGAAGCCAAUAUUGCCACUGAAGUUUGCCUUACGAUUCUGGAGACUUUAUCUUUAUUCACAAUGGCUUUUAAGAAUCAGCUACUGACGGAUCAUGGGCAUAAUCCACUAAUGAAAAAGGUUUUUGAUGUGUACCUCUGCUUCCUUCAAAAAAACCAGUCUGAAACUUCAUUAAAAAAUGUCUUUAGUGCUUUAAGGACACUAAUUUUUAAGUUUCCUUCCACAUUUUAUGAAGGUAGAGCUGACAUGUGUGCUGCAUUGUGUUAUGAAAUUUUGAAAUGCUGUAACUCCAAACUGAGUUCAAUUCGUACUGAGGCUUCACAACUGCUGUAUUUCUUAAUGCGAAAUAACUUUGAUUACACGGGGAAGAAGUCUUUUGUAAGAACACAUCUGCAAGUAAUUAUUUCAGUAAGCCAGUUGAUUGCUGAUGUUAUUGGAAUUGGAGGAACUAGAUUUCAGCAGUCUCUUUCCAUCAUUAACAACUGUGCCAACAAUGACAGAAUUAUUAAGCUUACUACAUUCCCAUCUGAUGUCAAAGAUUUGACUAAGCGGAUUCGUACAGUAUUAAUGGCUACAGCUCAAAUGAAGGAGCAUGAAAAUGAUCCAGAAAUGUUGGUGGAUCUUCAGUACAGUUUGGCAAAGUCCUAUGCCAGCACUCCUGAACUGAGGAAGACGUGGUUAGACAGCAUGGCAAAAAUUCAUGUUAAAAAUGGGGAUCUUUCAGAGGCAGCAAUGUGCUAUGUCCAUGUAGCAGCACUGGUUGCAGAAUAUCUCACGCGAAAAGGGAUGUUUAGACAAGGCUGUACUGCUUUUAGAGUAAUCACUCCCAAUAUCGAUGAAGAGGCUUCAAUGAUGGAGGAUGUUGGGAUGCAAGAUGUUCACUUCAAUGAAGAUGUACUGAUGGAAUUAUUAGAGCAGUGUGCUGAUGGACUCUGGAAGGCUGAACGUUAUGAACUGAUUGCUGACAUAUAUAAGCUUAUAAUUCCCAUUUAUGAAAAGCGGAGAGAUUUUGAGAGAUUAGCUCACCUAUAUGAUACACUUCAUCGGGCAUACAGCAAAGUGACAGAAGUAAUGCAUACAGGCAAGAGACUGCUGGGCACUUACUUCAGAGUAGCAUUUUUUGGACAGGCAGCGCAAUACCAGUUUACAGACAGUGAAACAGAAGUGGAGGGCUUCUUUGAGGAUGAAGAUGGAAAGGAGUAUAUUUAUAAAGAGCCGAAACUGACACCUCUUUCAGAGAUAUCCCAGAGACUACAAAAGCUCUACUCUGACAAAUUUGGAUCGGAAAAUGUCAGAAUGAUCCAGGAUUCUGGCAAAGUAAAUCCUAAGGAUUUGGACUCUAAAUAUGCAUAUAUUCAAGUUACACAUGUAAUUCCAUACUUCGAGGAAAAGGAGUUACAAGAGAGAAAAACAGACUUUGAGAGGGCUCACAACAUUCGGCGUUUUAUGUUUGAGAUGCCUUUUACUCAAUCUGGCAAAAGACAAGGCAGUGUGGAAGAACAGUGUAAACGGCGAACUAUUUUGACAGCAAUACACUGUUUUCCCUACGUGAAAAAGCGCAUUCCUGUAAUGUAUCAGCACCAUACUGAUCUAAAUCCCAUUGAAGUCGCCAUUGAUGCAAUGAGCAAAAAGGUUGCAGAACUCAGGCAACUUUGUUCUUCAGCUGAAGUAGAUAUGAUCAAGCUACAACUAAAGCUACAGGGAAGCGUCAGCGUUCAGGUGAAUGCUGGUCCAUUAGCGUAUGCAAGAGCUUUCUUGGAUGCUACAAACACCAAAAGAUAUCCAGACAAUAAAGUGAAGUUACUGAAGGAAGUUUUCAGACAAUUUGUUGAGGCUUGUGGUCAUGCCUUGGGGGUAAAUGAACGACUUAUAAAGGAAGAUCAGUUAGAGUAUCAGGAAGAAAUGAAGGCAAACUACAGAGAAAUGGCAAAAGAGCUUUCUGAAAUAAUGCAUGAACAAAUUACUCCUGUUGAAGAAAAGACCAGUGUUAUGUCUAAUUCGCUACACAUUUUCAACGCCAUAAGUGGAACUCCAACAAGCACAACAGUUCAUGGGAUGCCCACAUCAUCUUCAGUUGCAUGAUUGUUAUGUAAAGGAAAGUAAAUUUUUCUUAAAGUGUGCGUGGAUAUGUUGUAACACUUCCAAACUCAGGAUGAUUAUAGAGCUAAAUAUUGGGCACAUACAAGCCAUGUAAAUUAAUAUUAAAGACUGAGCACACUUAAAUAUUGGGGGAGGCGCAGGACUAGAUAAAUAGUGGUUAUAGUUCUAUAGAAAAACAAAAGGGUGCACAUAUAUUUUUGAAUUCUGCUGGCAAUGUUAAAAUUUUUCACAAUGUCUUUACAGAGGUGUAUGUUGGAAACUUUAUCAUAAAAGUUAAUUUCUCUUAUUCCUUUGAAAGUAUUUUUCAAAUUAAUGGCACAUUACAGAAAAAGUGUUGUGGAAUGUAAGUUUGCAUAUAUAUAAUGUUCAGGUGUUCUUUUAUGUAUGGCACAUACUGAUUGAUUCCAAAUACAAGAACUAUUUUGGGACUAGAUAGAGACACUAGUUUUUUGGGUUUAAUGGAACUGACAAUAGUAGUUUUUGUACCAUUGACAAAUUGCUGUGCUCCAUUUUAUACCUUGUUGGCAUUUUGAAAGUAUGUGAGCUUAAAGCUGAUUAAAAUAAUUAAGUACAACCAAAGGUCUGUAUUAAUGAACACCAACUUAUACUUUAAUAUUAUUAGUAGUAAAUUGAUAUGUACAUAUUGUUUGUUAAUACAGUCCAUGCAUUCUGUACAUAAAUUAAUUACAUUUCUAAACAUUUUUAAUACUCAUACCAGCUCUCAGUCCUCUGCUUUAAGUUUGUGACAAUUUUGUGCUCAUUCUAGGUAUAUGCUAUAUAUUUGAUUUUACAGUUGUUUAUUCUUGUAUAUAAAUAAGUGCAAUACAAAGAUGUAUACAGUCUUUGCUAUCUUAGGUUUAUACACUGUUUAAAAAAUCAUCUUUUUGCCAAAGUGAUGGAGUAUGUAAUUGGUGAUCAUAAUUACUGUGGUAAAUGGUGGUGUAAUUUAAAGCUUUUACCAUAUUAUUAUUCUUUUAAGACAUUUAAUUUAGUAAUUUUAUAUUUGGGGAAAUAAAGGUUUUUAAUUUUAUUUAACUGGAAACACUGUCCUGCUGUACUACAUUAAACAUUCUGUACUACAUCUGUAUUAAAAAAAAACAAACAAACCAUGGCUAACUUC
This is a messenger RNA of Gavialis gangeticus (Gharial), 7607 nucleotides long. It is a transcript of the gene DOCK9, whose product is annotated as dedicator of cytokinesis 9. NCBI's taxonomy places the organism in Eukaryota, Metazoa, Chordata, Crocodylia, Gavialidae. Gene Ontology annotation, molecular function: guanyl-nucleotide exchange factor activity. Gene Ontology annotation, biological process: positive regulation of GTPase activity; small GTPase-mediated signal transduction. The transcript is spliced from 55 exons. The coding region runs from base 155 to 6469 and encodes 2104 amino acids. The record is from RefSeq and is a predicted model, not a curated record.